Molecule: messenger RNA, 1392 nt
Organism: Lodderomyces orthopsilosis Co 90-125
Lineage: Eukaryota; Fungi; Ascomycota; Pichiomycetes; Serinales; Debaryomycetaceae
Gene: PHO113
Product: acid phosphatase
Exons: 1
Coding region: 1-1392 (463 amino acids)
Cellular component (GO): fungal-type cell wall
Molecular function (GO): acid phosphatase activity
Source: RefSeq, a predicted model, not a curated record
AUGGUUGCCGUUUCAAAUUUGCUCAAUAGUGGAUUGUUAUUAGUUAGUCAAAACAUCUACCAAGAUGUUGCUACACCUCAAGAAAUGAAGGUCGAUGGGUAUAACAUCUUGAACUUCCUCGGAGGUCUGGGACCUUAUAUCAGCAGAGAGUCCUACGGCAUUGAUCCUGCCAUCCCGGAUGGAUGUACCGUUCAACAAGUGCAAUUGUUAUCCAGACAUGGUGAGAGAUACCCUUCAAAGAAUGUGGGGAAAAAGUUGGAAAAGAUUUACAAAAGAUUCCAAGACUACAAUGGUACAUUCACAGGUGACUUGUCCUUUUUGAACGACUAUGAGUACUUUGUUCCAGACACUACUCAAUAUGAAAAGGAGACAUCACCAAAGAAUUCCGAAGGUACAUUUGCCGGUACUACCGAUGCUUUGAGACAUGGGGCUACUUUUAGAGCCAAAUAUGGAUCAUUGUACCACGAAAACUCCACUUUGCCUGUCUUUUCAUCCAACUCAGGCCGUUGUUACGAAACGUCGAGAUAUUUUGCUAGAGGAUUUCUUGGUGACGAUUUCGAAGAGGGGAAGACAGUCAAGUUUAGUAUCAUUGACGAAGCAGCUACCUCAGGAGUCAACAGUUUGACACCCAGAAACUCGUGCCCAAACUACGAUGACUCAGCCAAAGAUGAUACUGUCGCCAAGUACAACACCAGCUACUUGCAAACCAUUGCUGAUAGAUUGAACAAACCCAACCCUGGAUUAAACUUAUCCGCUGAAGACGUCAACUCAUUUGUCAAUUGGUGUGCUUUUGAAAUCAAUGUUCGCGGAAGCUCACCUUUCUGUGAUUUAUUCACCAAUGAAGAGUACAUCAAAGCUUCAUACGCUAAUGACUUGUCAAACUACUACUCCAAUGGUCCAGGUAACAACUUCACAAAAACCAUUGGUUCUACUUUGUUGAAUGCUUCGUUGUCCUUGUUGAAAGAUGAAUCAGCUAGCAACAAAAUUUGGUUGUCAUUUACUCACGACACUGACUUAGAGAUUUACCACAGUGCAUUGGGAAUUUUGGAACCUUCAUCUGAUCUUCCAACCGACUACAUCCCAUUCCCCAACCCAUAUGUUCACUCGUCAAUUGUUCCUCAAGGCGCAAGAAUCUACACUGAAAAGUUCCAAUGUGGUGAUGACUCCUAUGUUAGGUACCUUGUCAACGAUGCUGUGGUCCCAAUUGAAAAAUGUGCCACUGGACCGGGAUUUUCAUGUAAACUUGAUGACUUUGAAGAUUACCUUAAUGAGAGAAUUGGAAAUAUUGACUUUGUUAAAGAAUGUGGUCUCAAUUCCUCAGUCCCACAAGAAGUCACCUUCUACCAAGAUUACAAUGAGAAAGUUUACAAUGCUACUUUAGGCGAUUUUUAG